GUGACACGUCUCUCAAUUAAAAAAAAAAGAAAUUGAAAAAGAUUCCAAACGCAACCGAUGAAAUCAAGUAUUACUCCUACUCUAUAUUUUCCUGACAUUUAAAUGAAAAUUAAAAUAAAACAAAAUAAAGAGUACAAUUUGAAUUGGUGGUGCAUCGAUUAAAUGCAAAUUGCAGCGUAUUAAAUUGAUAAGCAGCUUAAAAAAGGUGAAAGCCAUAAAUACGGCAUUACCUGCUUUCCCUCUGCAAGAAAGCAAACCACAUCUCAUCUCAAUCUUAAUAUAUGCAGCACACCACCACCUACCCCGCCGGAAUCCGCCGGAAAAUCGUAAUCCGGUGGAGGUUAAUAGAGAAGGCGGCCCUAUUCCGGCAGUUCUUCAGAAGAAUUCUUGUGUGUUCGCUAAGGAUGCCUAAUCCCCGCUACAGAAGACUCACUUCUCCGUCGUCAUCGGAGUCCGCCGGCGGAAGCCAAGAAGAAGCCGCCGCGACGUCGUCCAGUAGCUGUUGUGAGAGCGACUCCGAUUUGGUCUCGUUGAAGAUCACUAUGCUGGGUGAUCCCCAGAUUGGAAAAACAACCUUUCUGGUUAAGUAUGUGGGAGAUGAAGAGGAGAAGAGAAGCUUGCAGAUGAAAGGGGUGAAUGUAAUGGAUAAAACUAUGUGCAUUCAUGGUGCCAGAAUUGCUCUCACUAUAUGGGAUGUUGGAGGUGAGAAAAGGUCAUUUGAUCAAGUUCCAAUUGCCUGCAAAAAUGCCGUAGCCAUUUUAUUUAUGUUUGAUCUCACCAGUCGACGCACACUCAACAGCAUAAUUGGAUGGUACAGUGAAGCAAGGAAGUGGAAUAAGACGGCAGUUCCAAUAGUAAUAGGGACCAAAUUUGAUGAUUUCAUGCAGCUUCCACCCGACAUUCAAUGGACUGUCGUCACGCAGGUACUCGUGUGUUCGAAAGGAUGAAAUUGAUGUCACAAUAUAGGGAAUUAUAAAGGAGACAAAGGCUAGUGAACCAGGCUCGGUAAUCGUGCGAAUUUGGGCAGAAGCCCAGCCAGAUGCGGUGCUCAGUGAGCCGGGCUGGCUGAGGCCGCGACGUAUUAGGCGCAAGAGGCAGUAGCCUUCCCUCCAGGCUCCAGCCAGGAUAACUGGGGCAGUUUUUUUCUUUAGUUUUGAACAUCAUUUUUCAUGUUAUUUUUCUUUAGGCAGCUGUCAUCAUUUCUGACAUUCAACAAUUGUAAUUCCUUUUCAACUCUUACGCGAAAUACAAUGAAGAAUACCUAGAUAUUCAUACUAACUUCUUUAGAAACGCAGUUUGGGGAUUUCUUCUUGUUAUUUUUGUAAGUAUUUCAUUGUCUACAAUCCGAUUAGAAUCCAUGGUUUACUUUUUCAUUUUCUUUAAUUUCCUUUUCAUUAUGAACUAAACUCAUAUUCUAAGGUUCAGGUUAUUCAAAUCGAGAAUUAUUUUUGCUUGCAAUGAUUUGUGCUUUAUCCGGUUAAAUUGUUUGCCUUUAGAUUAUCAAUUGGCCAUUGAUUUAUCUUGUUAAAAAACAAAUGAGACCGAGAGAAGAUUUUGUUAUUCUAUCGUGGUUUAAUCGAAGUUAAGUUUUAUUAGAAACGUGUAGUCUAAUCAUUAAUCAAUGCUAAUACGAAAGUUAUUGU
Molecule: messenger RNA, 1643 nt
Organism: Salvia miltiorrhiza (redroot sage)
Lineage: Eukaryota; Viridiplantae; Streptophyta; Magnoliopsida; Lamiales; Lamiaceae
Product: septum-promoting GTP-binding protein 1-like
Exons: 6
Coding region: 282-947 (221 amino acids)
Molecular function (GO): GTPase activity; GTP binding
Source: RefSeq, a predicted model, not a curated record